Messenger RNA from Phalaenopsis equestris, 2533 nucleotides. Its product is annotated as cyclin-dependent kinase F-4. Lineage: Eukaryota; Viridiplantae; Streptophyta; Magnoliopsida; Asparagales; Orchidaceae. The coding region runs from base 882 to 2330 and encodes 482 amino acids. The transcript has 19 exons. Gene Ontology annotation, cellular component: nucleus; cytoplasm. Gene Ontology annotation, molecular function: protein serine/threonine kinase activity; ATP binding. The record is from RefSeq and is a predicted model, not a curated record. Gene Ontology annotation, biological process: protein phosphorylation; intracellular signal transduction.
UGAAUUAAAUCUACGGUUCAAGUUCUACGUCAUUUCUUACCAUCUUGUUAGAAGAGGAAAUUAUUUUCAAAGGCCUGUGUUCGGCUUUAGCCGCAAGGAAGGUUAUGCCCGACGAGGCUUUGCUCAACUUCUUAGUGGGCUUAAUAGUCUGUAUUGAGUUAUGGAGAAAGUUUUCCCUUACCCAACUUGUUGCCAACACCCAGUCUUGCCAUCUUGGGAAGCUCUUGAACAACGAUUUAUUGUCAUGGGUGACUUCCUAAUCACUUGUGUUAACUACACUUAGAUGCAUUUUGUUAUUCAAUGAUGCUGAAAAGCAACCUGAUGAGACUCUUUUCCGAAGCUCGUGUUGGAUCGUGCUUGGUUUCACUGCUUCAGUUUCGAGUGACUUUAAGGUUUAGAUUGCACCACAGUAACUGUUGUCCAUCUUCAUCUUAGCUGUACAUUGUUCACUUGAAUUCGUUGUUGUAUUCAGCAUCCUUCUGCUUUGCUGAAGUUGGCUGGAUUACUGAAUAUGUAAAUUCAUGUUGAUUUGUAUUUUUCAUGGAGAAGUGAGAAAAUUCUGCCAUCUGUUUCGUUUUACUUACUCAGAAAAGUGAAUAUCAAUCCUGCUUUACACCAUGAGCUGUCGUGUAUCGACUACGAACUUGGUUCAAAACAGAUUUUUGGCUGCACAAAGAAUGUGACUUCCUGUCUUUUGUGUUAGCUUUCUGGACAUAUUUACCAGUGUGACUGGGUGCUGGCCCUUGGUGAAAGAUUUACAAAACUGGUAUCUGCAAAAAGCAUCGGUUUCAUGCAUAAAAAUUCAGUCCUUUCAACAUCACCCUUCUCCAUACCAUAAGUACUUACUUUUUAAGUAUCAGAAGUGUUGAGCUUUAUUGAAAAUGGAAAGGUACAAGUUAAUAAAAGAAGUUGGUGAUGGAACUUUUGGAAGCGUCUGGCGGGCCAUAAAUAAACAGAGUGGUGAAGUGGUUGCAGUGAAGAAAAUGAAGAGGAGUUAUUAUACUUGGGAGGAAUGCAUGAAUUUACGUGAAGUUAAGUCCCUGCGAAGGAUGAACCAUCCCAAUAUUGUGAAGCUAAAGGAGGUUAUAAGAGAGAAUGAUAUACUAUAUUUCAUAUUCGAAUACAUGGAAUGCAAUCUUUACCAGCUUAUGAAGUAUAGGGGCAAGCUUUUCAUGGAAACUGAAAUUCGAAAUUGGUGUUAUCAAAUAUUCCAAGCACUUGCUUACAUGCAUCAGAGAGGUUACUUUCACAGAGAUCUCAAGCCUGAAAACCUAUUGGUCACCAAAGAGACUAUAAAGAUUGCUGAUUUUGGUCUUGCUCGUGAAUUGUGCUCACAACCACCAUACACAGAAUAUGUCUCCACACGCUGGUAUCGAGCACCAGAAGUUUUACUGCAGUCUUCUUUAUAUGAUGCAGCAGUUGAUAUAUGGGCGAUGGGCGCUAUAAUGGCUGAACUUUUCACUCUUAAUCCUCUUUUUCCUGGCUCGAAUGAAACAGACGAGAUUCACAAAAUCUGUAGUGUAAUUGGUAGCCCUGAUCAUGUCACCUGGGCUGAAGGCCUCCGACUUGCUGAUGCCUUGAAUUAUAGAUUUCCACAGGUUCCUUGUGCCAAUUUGUCAGAGUUAAUUCCCUCAGCAAGUGAGAAUGCAGUCAAUCUUAUUAAGUCUCUCUGCGCCUGGGAUCCCGCCAAAAGGCCAAAAGCAGCAGAAGUUCUUCAGCAUCCUUUUUUCCAGGGCUCCAUUUAUGUUCCUCCAUCUCUUCGUCCCAAAGUUCCAAACACUCCUCCAUCUGUUGGGAACAAAUGUUUGGUGGAGCAGAAGAGUAGCAGAAGGUAUUCAACAGGAGCUUUUUCAAGCAACAAGCCUGCAAGCAAUGUGCUGCGAGCUAAGAUAAAUUGCUCUCUCAAGUCAGGGGUGCAGCGAAAGCUCUCCAUGGAUCAGCAGGAGGCCGAUAAGAGUGGGAAAUUGAAGAACAGUCUUAAGCAGCCACGCUACCAGCCACCAGCAAAGCAAAAUCAUGCAGGGACCAUAACAAGCAAGAGGAUAGCAGACGAGGCGGGCUCAGUGGCCCCCCGCACCUUUGCUACACUGAGGAGGUCAUUGAGCAAGGCAUCAUCUUCAGAUGAGGAGGUGGCAGAAAAGCUAGCAAAGCUAAGCGUUAGAUGUGGUGGCAGUUGUCAAGCAGGAUCAGGAUCAAGAUUGGUUUCUGGUGGUGCAAGGCAUCCACCACCAUCAUUGAAGGCUGGGGGUUGGCAUGGCCACACUGAUUUCCUCACACGCUCAUACGAGGUACCCUCUGUAAGGCGCUAUUCUAGGAAGGUCGUUGGCUGAAUAAAAUGCCACCCCCCUCCCCCCACUAUCCCUCCCUGCUCGACUGAUUCUGCUCGUCUACUUUUGUUUGUCUUUAGAGGCUUCACUUGCUUCGCUUUUUUAACCAUAUUGUCUAAUGAUGUUUUAAUUUGGUCUGAAUACAACUGAUUCUCAAUUCUUGUAUUUUAAAUUUAAAUCUUUCGUUAACUUUUCUUGCAUUUAGU